Molecule: messenger RNA, 1088 nt
Organism: Pelagomonas calceolata
Lineage: Eukaryota; Pelagophyceae; Pelagomonadales; Pelagomonadaceae
Source: the annotation of a GenBank genome assembly
GGCUGCUGUAAAACUAGCGCGGGCUGCCCGCGGCCAUAGUAGGGCGUCACCGGUGCAUUGCUGCGGCUGGUCGGGGCAGCACUGCACGCCGCGCGGCCCGGGCCUCGACACGACGCUAGAUGAGAGAUGCACUAGGAAUUUUGCUCUCCGACAAGUAACGCCAUCGACAGGCUCUGUGGCCCUUACGCCACCCCGCCCGAUCCGAAAAGGGACGCCUCGCAAAGCUGCCCCGGGCUGCCCCACCCCGCCCUAGAACGACUCGCAAGCUGCCCAGAGGGGCUGCCCCAGGACCACCAUGGAGGGCUCGCCCCACCGGACGCCCAAGGUCUACACGAGCCCCGCGACGCCGCCGGCCCAGCCAAUCCUAGCAGCCAGCCCGACGUCGAGCCCCUUCCGCAACAUCAAGCCCAAGACGCGCCAAGAAAGAGCCGCUUUAAGAGAUAAAGUAGCUCUAGAGAAAGACAGACUGAUGAAGCGCACCGGAUUAGCUGCUAAAAUGUAUCGAGAAAACGCCCCGGACACGAGUGACGGGUUAGUCGUACCGAGACCGGACGCGGCCGGCUUCAUGGCCGACUCGGACCGGUUCCACACGGACGUCGCGGGCGAGGACAAGCUGAGGCGGGACGCGAAAAUCAAGCAGGAUUAUUUGCGGAGGGAGCAUACACGUCUAGAAAGGGCCAAGGCGGAGGAGCAGCGCUGGGCCCGCAUCCAGCAGGAAAAAGCGAACGAGGAGGCGAACUGGCUCGCCGAGCGCCAGGCGGGCAUCAAGGCCAAGCGGAACGCGUCUUCUGUGCCGUUUGACAUGGUCACCCUGCAAUAUCAUGACAGUUUGGACGGCGAGCGCCUACGCUACCACGACGACAAGGUGCGGUACCGCGCGGCGGUGCGGUCGUCCAACCUCCUGAAGAACGGCGGGUCGCGGGCGGGCUACGACAUCCUUACUGGGGGAGACGUGCGAGGGCUCCAGAAGCCGUCCUAUCCUCAGGCCUCGGGGGCGCUGGCGGAGGAGAUGGCCGAGGCGCGUCGGAGAGCGCUGGCGGACGAAGAAGCAAGGCUGGCCGCGCGCACGAGUAACUACUAGUAUGGAC